This is a messenger RNA of Schistosoma guineensis, 705 nucleotides long. The record is from the annotation of a GenBank genome assembly. NCBI's taxonomy places the organism in Eukaryota, Metazoa, Platyhelminthes, Trematoda, Strigeidida, Schistosomatidae.
AUGUUAAUCAUCAUCAUCAUCAUCAUCAUCAUCAUCAUCAUCAUCAUCAUCAUCAUCAUCAUCAUCAUCAUCAUCAUCAUCAUCAUCAUCAUCAUCAUCACCAUAUCAUCAUCAUCAUCAUCAUCAUCAUCAUCAUCAUCAUCAUCAUCAUCAUCAUCAUCAUCAUCAUCAUCAUCAUCAUCAUCAUCAUCAUCAUCAUCAUCAUCAUCAUCAUCAUCAUCAUCAUCAUCAUCAUCAUCAUCAUCAUCAUCAUCAUCAUCAUCAUCAUCAUCAUCAUCAUCAUCAUCAUCAUCAUCAUCAUCAUCAUCAUCAUCAUCAUCAUCAUCAUCAUCAUCAUCAUCAUCAUCAUCAUCAUCAUCAUCAUCAUCAUCAUCAUCAUCAUCAUCAUCAUCAUCAUCAUCAUCAUCAUCAUCAUCAUCAUCAUCAUCAUCAUCAUCAUCAUCAUCAUCAUCAUCAUCAUCAUCAUCAUCAUCAUCAUCAUCAUCAUCAUCAUCAUCAUCAUCAUCAUCAUCAUCAUCAUCAUCAUCAUCAUCAUCAUCAUCAUCAUCAUCAUCAUCAUCAUCAUCAUCAUCAUCAUCAUCAUCAUCAUCAUCAUCAUCAUCAUCAUCAUCAUCAUCAUCAUCAUCAUCAUCAUCAUCAUCAUCAUCAUCAUCAUCAUCAUCAUCAUCAUCAUCAUUAUCGAUUCAAAGGAAAGUAAUUUCAUGA